This is a messenger RNA of Apis mellifera (honey bee), 1612 nucleotides long. RefSeq names its product proline-rich protein PRCC. The transcript has 4 exons. The coding region runs from base 262 to 1587 and encodes 441 amino acids. The record is from RefSeq and is a predicted model, not a curated record. Gene Ontology annotation, cellular component: nucleus. Lineage: Eukaryota; Metazoa; Arthropoda; Insecta; Hymenoptera; Apidae.
ACAAGGAAUUCUUUACCAUUUUAGUGUCAUUUUCAACAUUACCGAUUCGAUUCAAAAUAAGAUUACAAGCUGGAUCUGAAGAAUCGAUAACGUCAGAAAUGGCGAAUAUGGCGAAUUACAAAUCGUAUAUAGGAUGGUAAAUCUAUCUCAGAUUGUGUGUGACAAUUUUAUGGUUACAAAUGUUCUUUAAGGUUAUUAUUUUGACGUAUAUAUUGCGUCCCAAACGAUAAUUUCAGUUAUCUGAAUAUUUUUUUCUUAACAAUGAGUCUCGUAGCAUAUGAAAGUAGUGAUGAAAGUUCAGAUGAUGAAAGAAAUAAUUGUAAUGCAGAAAAUGAAAAUAAAAUUACAUCAGAAGUUCUACAAACAAAUGAUAAAUUAUGUUUAUCGAUGUCAAACGAUAAUACUUUUCAACAAGAAAAUGAUAAAAAUAAUGUGAUUGAAGUGGAAGUACCUAGGAUAAACGAAUCAUCAGAAAAAAUACAAUUUAAUAAAUUACCUAAACCCAAAACUUUGAUUACGGAAAUAAAUAAUAUCAUAGAAGAAGACGAUAUUCCUCUGAAAAAAGAAUUUAAAUCUGGAAAAUCAGUAAAAAAAGAUCGAGUACCAGUUAAAAUAAUGGUGCCUUCUUUAUCUGAAUUUGUAGAUACUCCAAAGGAAAAUGAGCUUAAAUGUAAUAAAUUAAAGCCAUCAAAUAAGGGUACUAAACUUUUUGCAUUGUUACCUCCACCUAAAGGAAUUGAUAUUAAAAGUUCUAAUAAUUUGGUACCUACUAUUAUUAAAUCUACUAUAGAAACUAAUCAAACAAAAGUUUCAUUUAUUAAAGAUACAAAUAUAAAAACCUCUAAUAUAAGAACUAUAAAACCUAUAAUAGCAAAUUCUAUAAAUGUAACUCAUGAAUCAAAUUCUGAAGAUGACGAAAGUGAGGCAACUAUAGAUAAGGAUAAUAAUUCUAUCACAGAUUUUUUUGCUCUAACACAAAAUGAUACUGUUUCAAAUAUUUUAUCAGAUUCUAUGAGUACUGACAUAAAUUUAAAUAAUUCUGAUUUAGAAUUUAAGAAUAAUCCAAAUAAAAAUGACUCAUACUUCACAAGUUCUAAAAUUGAUAUUAAAAAAAUAUGUACAAAUAAAGCUCAAAAAACAUCAUUAAGUAAUGUCAUAGAUUUACCAAAGGAAGAAAUAUUAUUAAAAAAUAAAACAGAAAUAGGUCCAAAGUUACCAGUACCUGAACAAGAAUAUAAUAUAGAUACAGAAGGUAAUGUAGCUUUUGAUGACAAGGCUAUAGAAUAUCUUUGUGGAAAAAGAGGUGUGAAACGGAAACCUAAAGAAAUUGAAGAAGCAAAUAUUAUAGAAAUAAAUGGAGAAGAUAUUAAACCAGAUGAAAGAGAAUGGUUAAUAAAAGCAUUAACAGAAGAGCCUAUACAAAGACCAAUAUCUAUGCAAGGUGGUGGAGUAAGUUCUCAAUCUAAAAAGAAACAUCAAAUAACAUAUUUAGCACAUCAAGCUAAAGCAAUGGAAAUGGAAUUGAAGAAUCAAUGGGCACAAAAUAGAUUAACAAGGAAACAAACUCAAUCAAAAUAUGGUUUUUAAAUAAAAAACAUUUGUAAAAUGUGUA